AUGUCCACCAUGAGUGAAUUAGACAACCUCCGUCAAGAAGCGGAGACGCUAAAGAAUGCGAUCAGAGAUGCAAGGAAGGCGGCCUGCGAUACGUCGCUGGCGCAGGCGACGGCGAACCUCGAGCCCAUUGGGCGCAUACAGAUGCGCACGCGACGCACACUGCGCGGACAUCUCGCCAAGAUCUAUGCGAUGCAUUGGGGCAGUGACUCCAGGAACUUGGUGUCUGCGAGUCAGGACGGCAAACUGAUAGUGUGGGACAGCCACACAACCAACAAGGUGCAUGCGAUACCGCUGCGCUCCAGCUGGGUGAUGACCUGCGCGUACGCACCCUCCGGCUCUUACGUCGCCUGCGGUGGAUUAGACAACAUAUGCUCCAUUUACAGUUUGAAGACCCGCGAGGGUAACGUGCGCGUGUCACGCGAGCUGCCCGGCCACUCGGGCUAUCUCUCUUGCUGCCGGUUCCUCGACGACAACCAGAUCCUCACCAGCUCUGGCGAUAUGACUUGCGCCCUGUGGGAUAUCGAGACAGGCCAGCAGUGCGGCCAGUUCACCGGCCACACGGGCGACGUGAUGUCGCUGUCGCUGGCGCCCGACCAGCGCACCUUCGUGUCCGGCGCCUGCGACGCCUCCGCCAAGCUCUGGGACAUCCGCGAGUGUCAGUGCAAGCAGACCUUCCCCGGACACGAGAGCGAUAUCAACGCCGUCACGUUCUUCCCAUCCGGGUUUGCGUUCGCGACCGGUUCAGACGACGCGACGUGCCGCAUGUUCGACAUCCGCGCGGACCAGGAGCUCGCCAUGUACUCGCACGACAACAUCAUCUGCGGCAUCACAUCCGUCGCAUUCAGCAAGUCGGGCCGACUGCUACUGGCCGGCUACGACGACUUCAACUGCAACGUCUGGGACUCCAUGAAGAGCGAGCGCGCCGGUAUCCUGGCUGGACAUGACAACCGCGUGUCCUGCCUGGGUGUGACCGAGAACGGCAUGGCCGUCGCCACCGGAUCCUGGGACUCGUUCCUCCGCAUCUGGAACUAA
Molecule: messenger RNA, 1032 nt
Organism: Spodoptera littoralis (African cotton leafworm)
Lineage: Eukaryota; Metazoa; Arthropoda; Insecta; Lepidoptera; Noctuidae
Source: the annotation of a GenBank genome assembly